Messenger RNA from Chiloscyllium plagiosum (whitespotted bambooshark), 1013 nucleotides. The record is from RefSeq and is a predicted model, not a curated record. Lineage: Eukaryota; Metazoa; Chordata; Chondrichthyes; Orectolobiformes; Hemiscylliidae.
CAAUAUGGCACAAAUUACAAUGCAUAUUCUGAACAUAGUAGUAAAAAUAUAAAUUAUAUGUUCAUGUUUUCUGAUUUGAUAGUAAACGAUAAACAAAUUAAACCUCCUCCUUGUUAGGAGAAGCCAAAGAUAGGAACAGUUGACGUCAAGCUGGGAGAAGCUGUGGUGUUAGUGGGUGUUUGCCAGUCUUUGUACAGUGCUGCCAGGGUGAAACACAUACUGCGUUGUCUUUUCUGCUUACCUUUCAUACAUACUAAGUGGCAAAAGGAGCUCGAUUAAUGGCUGCUCAAGGUCCUUAUUCUUACCCUGCAUAUGGACCCACAGCACCUCCAUAUCUUCCAGUCCAUCGUCCACAUGACCCAUACCCACCACCUCUGAAUCAGUAUGGUGUUCCUCCAGCUGGCUCUGUUGGCCCUUUUGUACCUCAGCCAGGUUAUGCUGUCUAUCCUCCAUCCAGUGCGCCUAUGCUAACUCAUCAAGCAGGUGGACCAUCUCAGCCUCAAGUGCAGUGGAUGCAAACCCCAGCUCCUAUUCCUAAUUGUCCACCUGGAUUAGAGUACCUUACAACGAUUGACCAAAUACUUGUUCAUCAAGUUGUCGAACUUGUUGAAGCUUUAACAGGAUUUGAGACCAAAAACAAGUAUGAGCUAAAGAAUAGUUUGGGCCAGAGAGUUUACUAUGCAGUUGAAGACAGUGAAUUCUGUAACCGAAUAUGUUGUGGGUCUAAUCGAGCAUUUAUUAUAAAGAUUUUGGAUAAUGUUGGGCACACCAUCAUGCACCUUGUUCGUCCUUUGGGAUGUGGUUCAUGUUGCUGUCCUUGUUGUCUCCACCAGAUGGAAGUUCAGGCACCACCUGGAAAGGCUAUUGGUUACGUUGUACAGGAAUGGCAUCCCUUUAUACCUAAAUUCAGCAUCCAGAAUGAAAAACAUGACACAGUAUUGAAAGUGAAAGGUCCCUGUUUGGCAUUCAGUUGUCUGGGAGAUGUAAACUUUGAUGUAAGUACAACAGGAUAA